AUAACUUGAAUAAAACUAAGAUUCCAAAAUAGAAAUUCACCAUUAAUAGAACAAUUAAUCUUUUUCCAUGAUCACACAAUUUUUAUUAUUAUUAUAAUUAUAUCAACAAUUACAUAUAUAAUAUUAUUUAUUAUAAAUAAUAAAUUUAUUAAUAUUAAAAUUUCUGAAAAUCAAAUAAUUGAAUUUAUUUGAACAGCAACUCCACCUAUUAUUUUAAUUUUUAUUGCAAUACCUUCAUUACAUUUACUAUAUUUAAUAGAUGAAAUUAAAUGUCCUAUUUUAACAAUUAAAAUUUUUGGUCAUCAAUGAUUUUGAUCAUAUGAAUAUUCAGAUUUUUCAAAUAUUGAAUUUGAAUCUUAUAUAAUCAAUGAUUUAAGUAAAGAAAAUUUUCGUUUAAUUGAAGUAGAUAAUAAAACUAUUAUUCCAUAUAAAUUUAAUAUCCGACUAUUAAUCUCAUCAGAUGAUGUAAUUCACUCUUGAACUAUCCCAAGAUUAGCAAUUAAAAUUGAUGCAAUCCCUGGACGAAUAAAUCAAAUUAAUCUUUUUAUAAAUCGCCCUGGUAUAUAUUUUGGACAAUGUUCAGAAAUUUGUGGAAUUAACCAUAGAUUUAUACCAAUUCAAAUUGAAUCAAUUAAUUUAAAUAAAUUUAUUUAUUGAAUUAAAAAUUUUUAA
Messenger RNA from Myzus persicae (green peach aphid), 672 nucleotides. The record is from the annotation of a RefSeq genome assembly. Lineage: Eukaryota; Metazoa; Arthropoda; Insecta; Hemiptera; Aphididae.